This is a messenger RNA of Tripterygium wilfordii, 2125 nucleotides long. RefSeq names its product nuclear poly(A) polymerase 3. Gene Ontology annotation, molecular function: RNA binding; poly(A) RNA polymerase activity. Gene Ontology annotation, cellular component: nucleus. The record is from RefSeq and is a predicted model, not a curated record. The transcript has 10 exons. Lineage: Eukaryota; Viridiplantae; Streptophyta; Magnoliopsida; Celastrales; Celastraceae. The coding region runs from base 280 to 1761 and encodes 493 amino acids.
AAACCCAUAAAUCGAAUAUCUUGAGCUUACUUUUUUUGGAUUUUAAAGGAUUUCGCCUUCUGUGCAUGGCAGAUCAUGCCAACCACAAAAGAAGGAGUAAUGCUGUUCCCGUUUUGCCUCCUCUAGUUCACCGGUUCAUCGAUUCUCCAGUCGUGAACCGUGGAGUCUUUGCCCCUCAAUAGCUCGCUCUAUUACGAUCAGGUUCUUGUCCUGUACAAUCAUCCGGCCGUACAUUCUUCCCCGGUUGGCUUUUCUUUGCACCCCUCGUUUUUUAUUCAAAUGGAGGAAGAAAGGUCCAUUGCGCUUCAUCAGCUUAUGGUUAACGAAGGGCUCAUCCCGUCUUCGGAGGAGGAAGAGAGGAGGCAAAGCGUAGUUUACGAGCUCAGGAAGAUAGUGUUGGCAUGGAUUAAGAGGGUUGCUUGGCAACGUAGACUUACAAAACAACAAAUUGCAGCAACGAGCGCCACUGUUUUGACCAAUGGAUCUUAUGGUCUUGGUGUUCAUGGUCCAGGGUCAGAUAUUGAUGCUUUAUGUGUCUGUCCAUUCUUUGCUACAAUUGGUGAGGAUUUUUUUAUCGUGUUAUGCAACAUGCUCAAAGAUAGCCCAGAAGUGUCAGAGAUCCACUGUGUGAGGGAUGCAAAAGCUCCACUGAUGCGGUUUAAAUUUGAUGGGAUUCCAGUUGAUCUUCCUUAUGCACAACUUAAAGUGUUAUCUGUGCCUGAGGAUGUGGAUGUACUUAAUCCAUUCUUUUUGAGGGAUAUGGAUGAAGCCAGUUGGAAAAGCUUGUCAGGAGUAUGCGCAAACAAAUGCAUCCUUCAGCUUCUCCCAGAUGUGGAGAGUUUCCAAUCACUGCUGCGAUGUGUUAAAUUAUGGGCCAAAAGGCGAGGAGUGUAUGGCAAUUUGCAUGGUUUUUUGGGAGCAGUGCAUUUGGCAAUUCUAGCAGCUUUUGUUUGUCAAAGUCAUCCGGGUGCCAGCCUAAGUGCUCUAGUUUCAGAGUUCUUUAAAACUUUUGCCUUUUGGCCUUGGCCUACCCCGGUGGUGCUGCAAGAUGGAAUAUCUCCAGUGCCUGGAGAUGCUUCUGAGAUUCGGUCCUUUAUGCCUAUUCAGUUACCAUGUACUCCAUAUGAAUAUUGUCAUUCUAACAUUACCAAAAGCACAUUCUACAAAAUCAGAGCAGAGUUUCUUCGAGCCCACAAUUUGACUAGGGACCUUCUCAGGCUGGGAUUUGAUUGGAGUGGCAUUUUUGAGCCUUUUCCGUACUCGAAAAAGUAUACACAAUUUGUCAAAAUUUUCCUUUCUGCUCCUGAUCAAGAUAAGCUAGGAGACUGGGUUGGGUGGGUGAAGUCACGUUUCCGCAGUCUUAUUGUCAAGCUGGAGGAGGUAAAGGGUCUUUGUGAUCCCAAUCCCACAGAGUAUGUCGACACGGGUAUAGCAGAGGCAAAUGUUGUAUUCUACUGUGGCUUACAACCAGGCAAGACUAAUUCCUUGGAUAUAGAGUCUGUUGGGAUGGAUUUCCUAAAGAAUAUCAACAACGGCUCUCAGGGUUCCUGUGGAAGGAUGGAAUUGUCUAUUGUGCAGGCUUCUGAACUGCCUAAAGUUGAACAAGUUGAAGGUAGAAGGGGCAAGGGAUGGAAAGCAUCUUGGAGGAUUCCUAGAUAUACUCACCAAGGGACUCCAGUAUACUCUCAGCAUCUGCCACAUUACUUCCUUGGUUACGGGGCAAACCAUGAAGCUCCUGCUGGUUUCAGUGCUACAGGCUAGAUUUAGACCCGAGAAGAUACUUGUCUGCCAGUGUUGGCCUGGAUUUUGCUUCUGGUGUCGGGUACCUUAUUUUUGCUUCCUAGUUCGGCUGUCUCCCUAGACCGGAUCAUGAAGACUUUUUCUGCCACAUGGAAGACUUCGUAAAAGCUAUUGUUGAAGAGGGAAAAGAAAGUUGGAACGUUUUUCUUUUGUUUCUGAGAGGGAGGUGAAGGAGAGGAGAAACUUGGGAUUUGUAAUUAUUCUGUGCAUGACCAAAUGCAUUUUCAAUCACCCAUUCUAGUUUUACAGAAUUCCCUUGCUCCUUUUCAGCACAUUGUAGGAGAAAUCCUAAUAUUAUCUUUCACAUAGUGAGAUGGAUUCGGUA